This is a messenger RNA of Penaeus indicus, 1117 nucleotides long. RefSeq lists its product as uncharacterized. The record is from RefSeq and is a predicted model, not a curated record. Gene Ontology annotation, cellular component: extracellular matrix. The coding region runs from base 21 to 1052 and encodes 343 amino acids. The transcript is spliced from 7 exons. Lineage: Eukaryota; Metazoa; Arthropoda; Malacostraca; Decapoda; Penaeidae.
UCCUCUCCUCAGCACCAGUCAUGUCUCCUCAGGUUCUUGUUUUGUUUACUGUGGUGGCAGUUGCCUUCGGUAGCACUGUUCCACCAUACAAUAUUCCUGCGCCAUCCUACAGUGCCCCUGCUCCGAGCUACAGAACCCCUUCCCCAUCGUACAACGCUCCCACUCCUUCCGGGCCUGCUCAAUAUAAUUUUAACUAUGCAGUGAAGGACGACUACUCUGGAAACGACUACAAUCACCAGGAAAAUCGUAAUGGUUAUGAUACUCAGGGAGCUUACUACGUUCUCCUUCCCGACGGCCGAGUACAGAGAGUUGCUUACACCGUGAACGGCGACUCCGGAUACGUUGCCGUAGUUACUUACGAAGGAGAGGCCCAAUACCCAGCUUACCAACCUACCCCUUCUCGUUCCUACCAGCCGACCCCUACUCCUUCCUACCAGCCUGCUCCUAGCUAUUCUUUGCCUCAAAAUUUUGUAAUUUCGUCAUGCCUUCUUGUCGUCGGUCGGGUCUUUGGCCUCUUUAUGUUACAUAUAUCCCAUUCUGUUGCCUUGUCUCCUUCCUUCAGUAUUCAUUCUCUCCUCAGUUCUACUGCUAUGUCUCCUCAGGUUCUCGUAUUAUUCACCGUGGUGGCAAUUGCCUUUGGCAGCACAGUCCCAUCAUACAAUACUCCGGCACCAACUUACAGUGCACCCGCUCCGAGCUACAGAGCUCCAUCUCCUUCCUACAACGCUCCUGCCCCUUCUGGGCCCGCUCAGUACGACUUCAACUAUGCAGUGAGAGACGACUACUCUGGCAACGACUACAAUCAUCAGGAAAAUCGUAAUGGUUAUGAUACUCAGGGAGCUUACUAUGUUCUCCUUCCCGAUGGCCGUGUACAAAGGGUUGCUUACACCGUGAACGGCGACUCCGGAUACGUUGCCGAAGUUACUUACGAAGGAGAGGCCCAAUACCCAGCUUACCAACCUGCCCCUUCUCGCUCCUACCAACCCGCCCCCGCUCCUUCCUACCAACCAGCUCCUACUCCUUCCUACCAAACCACUCCUAGCUAUGCAUAAUUCUUUUAACGAUGAAAGACCUGUAAUGUACAUUAUUUAUCGUGUAUUAUAAAUUUGCAUUUCAA